AUGGUUUUACUCAACAUCAGAACAUUCAUAUUUGGAUUGAUUGUAUUUUAUACAUCAUAUUUGUACAAUUACAAGUGUCCUUCUUUAACGCCUAUCGAGAAAAUCGAAAACAAGGUUUUACAUCCAUUGAGUUCUCAACAUUCGGUUCUUUGCGACUUAUUACAUGGUGGCGUAAACAAGGUUGAACCUUAUGUGUUUAAGGCCCACACCUUUUUGGAUGAACACGUUCAUUCACACCCACUUUUCAUCAAGUACAAGAUCCAUGAUAAAUUUUUAUGUGCUCAAGAUAAGUUCAAGACUUAUGUGUAUCCAAGGAUUUAUGACUUGUAUGAGUUUACUGACUCUGUAGAGGCCAAAUCUUAUGAUCAAUUGAGCCAAUUUUUCAAACAAGCUAACGAGUUUGUCUAUGGAAAAUUGAAAAAAGAUUAA
Messenger RNA from Lodderomyces oxycetoniae, 429 nucleotides. RefSeq lists its product as uncharacterized. The record is from RefSeq and is a predicted model, not a curated record. NCBI's taxonomy places the organism in Eukaryota, Fungi, Ascomycota, Pichiomycetes, Serinales, Debaryomycetaceae. The coding region runs from base 1 to 429 and encodes 142 amino acids. The transcript has a single exon.